AUGCUCCUGUCGCUGACAUCAACGCAAGUGGCGGCUCAAUUCCCUCACAAGAAAUCACCGAAACUGUCGCAGCAAACUGAUAGUGAGUGUAAUUUGAAAGCUUUUUUGAAAGAUCAAGAGAUCAGCUCCGAAUUUUGUCAUUUUAAGAUCAUCUUCAAGUCACAAAAACAAUCAGAGAUGUGAUGUUGGUCAAUAAAUUUAUGAAAAACGGUAUCAGAAAAAAGUACUAAUGCGAAGAAACUGCGAUCGAAAUUAUUUUCUAUUUCGGCUAACUUGAAUUAUUCUUCAAGCCUUCAGCUUGCUUUAAUGAUACCAUCAAAUGUCAAAAAAUACAAAAAAAAAAAAAUGAUUUUCGUUGCUUUCUCUUCAAUAUAUGACGGGAUAGGCUCAAAAUUUUCCGUACAAUUUUCUCUGAGUUGUGUUAUAAUUGAUAUGCUCGAACUUAAAACGUCAAGGUCACUGAGAAAUUUUUCCUAUUUUGCAGUGCAGUGUAAAAGAAUACAUUUCUCUGAAUUCAAAACAGGAGAAGAUAAAGAAAAAAAGAUUUCAUAAAAUUGAUAUUACGCAAGUCAGUUUCAGUCGGUCGCGCUUCAAAAAUGACAAGGAUUGCGUUGUUGCUCCUGCGGCUCUGAAUUUUAUGUUGAAGCAAAUCGACUAUAAAUAGUGCCUCAAUUAUCAAAAUUGUCUCAUUUUUCUGCAUUAUGAUUCUAAGUCAACUUGGAACCUAUUUCUGUCGAAACUGAAAAAUAGAAUCUUUUUAGAAGUUCGCCCGAGCAAAUGCUCGGAGCUCUGUGCGGUUUGCGGUGAUCAGUCUACUGGUUAUCAUUACGAGGUGGCAAGCUGCAACGGAUGGUAAUUCAACCGAAAAAUCAUCACAAGGAAAAGCUCAAGUUUUUUCAGUAAAACAUUUUUCCGUCGUACGAUUGUCUCUGAGAGGCAAUUCAGAUGCCACAAGGAAGGCAAAUGUCUCUUUACCAAAGGUGAUUUUUUCUUUUCUAGUCUCCCGGUUCAAAUUCUGUUGAAUGUUUUUAUUAUUCUCCUUUCCGAAUUUUAAAUGAACCUUCUGAAAAAAAUAUUCCCAUUUACAGACAUUCGCUGUGCUUGCCGUUGCUGCCGUUUCGCCAAGUGCCUGGAAGUUGGAAUGAACCCGAAAGGUUAGUUUUUGUCUUCUCUUUGUUAUGUUCUCUGGAAAAACUUUCUGCUCGACAUUUGCAUUCUCUAAAGCACCAAGGAACAGGAAGAGUCAUCCCUUUCCAAAAACAAACCCGAUCUUUGCAUUUUCCAAGCGAAUGUUGCCGAAGUUUGAUAACGUCUUCGUCAUUAUUGCUCUAGUCAUCAAGUUUUAAGAGCAAAGGCUUCGUAAGCCGGAAAAAAUAACACCAUGGAAAUAAAAAACAAUUCCUGACAUUUGAAUGAAAAAAGGAAAGUUUUGACUAUUAUAAUUUUUCAGCUAUCCAAACAUGUCGUCCAGCUUUCGAGACCAAGGAAAAAUCGACAGUUUCACCUUCAACUUCCCCCGAGGUGAGAAUAGUUUGAUAAAAAGUAUAUUUGUCUGACUUCUGAAAGCAAAGUUUAAUAGAAGAUUUUAGCCUUGUAGGGUGAUAAUUCUGAAAAAUUUUGAUCUUUCAACCCGUUAUCAUUCAAUUCUGCAGGACUGGCGCCCAAGUUCACACUUGAACUAUUCAACAAAGAGCAAUAAAAAAACUAUAAAAUACCAAAUUCUAUGAUCAGAGAACAAUAAAGAAUUGAUGGCAGAUUAUCAACUCCAUCAAAAGUGAUCUUUAAAAAAAGUGAAAAAAGAAAGUUCGGUAAGCUGAAUAUCUUCAAAAUUUUUUUCAAAUCCACGUGUUGAAUUGGUCAAACAGAAACCAAAAAAAAACCGUUUAGCGAAGAGAUUGCAAUGGUUUACCAUCCAAUUGUGACCACAUGAAUUAUUACGGUAGUUAGAAACAGGGAUGCAGUGUUUCCAGAAAAAAAGAAGGCGUGUUUGAAUUGAAAAAAAGGGACAGGUCCAGACUUCCAACUAAAGCAAGAACAGGAAUAAUAAGUUUCAGUGCUCGAAGAAAAGGAGAUACGACAUUUCGUCUCUAUUGGACAUGGCGCCAACUUGCUCGAGGUCAACGUCGCCUUCUGAUUCGAGCACUCGUAGCCGUUUUGAAUCGGUAAGUUGUGAAAAGACAAAGUUGGUGAUAACUCAAAAAUACAUCGAUUUUUGAAAAAAUCUAUAAAAAAAAACAGAGCAAAUUCAGUGUUAAAAAGUUCUUUAGGCCAGAAUUCAUAGAUGAAAAUUACUUUUGGAAUCACGGUUUCCAUUCUUUCUAAGUAACUCGAGAAAAAAGCAAAGAUCACAAUUCAAAGAUCUCAUAGAAAAAAGAGGUCUUUCUUAUCUUCUUCACCCACCUUCAGUCUCUUUCAGUGUUUGAAUUGGGCAAUAAAAAAGUGACACAUGUGACACUUUCCAUGGACUCCUUUUUCUGGAACUUUGAAAAUUGGAGAAUGGAGGAGGGAAUAACUUCGUUGAAAAAUAAAUUAUGAAACUAUUCCAGAGUCUGGUGGAAAUGUGCUCGGAGGUUGAGGAUCGUCUCUCUUACCUGCGGAAGUCAACUUUCCAGCCUUCUUCCUCGCUUCUGGACGUCCUGACAAGGCCUUGUGCUCUUGACAACGUCAGCACCUAUGAUGUGAGUUUGAGAGUGUUUAAGUAUGAAUAUAAUGCACCUUGGUUAGGGUUGCGAUGGCUCAGGUCGACAAUAAUCAAAAAUUUUUUUCUUAAUUAAAGAAAAAAAAUAUUCAACUAUUUUUUUAAUAUAUAUUUUUGCAUGCCGUUUUGAUAUUCGAAAUAAAAAUAUGAGCUUAGGAUACAAAGUUACAAAAAAGUCUUUCCCACGUGUCAAACCAUCUAAGAAUCAUAAGGCUAUGUAUUUUUGAAAUUUUCGUAUUUUGACUUGAAAAAAAGAUUAUUAAUUACACCUAGCUACAAAAAUUUAACCAAUUUUCUUAAUCUCAGCUUCAUUUGAACAUUGAGAUUUGUUUCAGACCGCACCGCUCCACUUCAUUUCAAACGAAGUCGACUUUGAGAAAGAGACCAACUACGCCAUCGAAUACACCAAGUAUUACAAAUGGUUCCGGGAUAUGGUCUUCACCGAUAAGGUACUUUUUGGACAGAAUCAAUAAUGUUUGGGGCAAGUGGAACCGGUUUCCGGUGGUCAAAGUUUGUUCGUUUUGGUUGUUUGGCUAGAAAUUGCAAAGAAAAGUUGGGAAGAGAGAAAUGAUAAGGCACAAAGGACGAUCGAUGUUUCCUUGAAGUGUUUUGUAAAGUAAUGAUAUGAUAAAAACCUAAAACUUGAGGUUUUUUCAAUUAAACGAAAUUGAAAAAUUGAAGUCUGAUCCAAAGUCGAAAAUUUAUUGAAAAAAAUAUUGGCAUGAAAAGAUCAAAAGAUCAAACUUCUUAUUAUUCCUGCCAGUUUUAAAAAAAUUAUCCAGAGGUUCAAAUUUUUAGGACAACUUUUGGUGGAAAUUGCAACAGUAAUGUCAUGUUAAAGCUUUAUUUUUUUUUGGUUCGAGGCUACAAUUUCUGGUAGGGAAGAAGGUUAACAGACCGUGCAAGAUCGAAAAAUCAAAGUUUCUGAUAUUUUCCGAGUUUUCCAUCCUUCAAAGCUAUAGAUCUAGAAGGGGGACGAAACCGACCUAGAUUAAAUUAAGAAGUACUUUGAAAAAGAAAAAACGGAAAAGAAAGAAAAAAUCAGGAGAGAAAGCCUCUUCAUACUGCUUCUAAAUGUUAUUAUCAAAAAUUCGGGAAAAAAAAAAUGAAAUAUUGUCUUGUUAUACGUGUUUUUUAAAGAUUAAGCCUGAUUUUCCAGUUCAUCCUGCUCUGCGAUCGUACUUUGCUUCUGGUGGCGAUGCGUCUGGCCUACAGAAAGGCGACAAACAGCGCUGAAUGCAGAGAUAGCUUGAGGUGAGGAUUUUUUUCUCAGGAACAAAGAAGGUCCUGAUCUUUGCGCGUUUUUUUGUAAUCAAUCAUUUUCGGCUUUAACGAGAGAUAAAACCUGACCCAAAUUAGUGGAUUUUCUUCUUAGAACACUGGUGUGGGAGAUGAAAAUCGAGCUGAAUGGACUUUAUGUGAUCCAUGGAUUUCGGGGGAACCACCAGAAAUCGAAGCUAUUUAUGGAGAAAAAUCAUAAAAGUUAUAGAAAACAGUUGAUUUCUUUCAAUAUUUAACGUUUUGUUAGGAAAAUAAGCCUUAACCUUAGAGAUUGGUCAUUUCCAAUAAAACCUGAAAACCUCAGGAAGUUUUCCAAUCUUACUCUUUAUUCUUCUGGUUUCCAAUCUUUUGAACCCAAUACUUGAUUUACAGCCUCCGUCUGCGGCCAGCAAUCGAAAAAAUCAUCCAGUAUGAUGUGGACCGCGUCUCUUUCGCUCUCUUGAACGCGAUCCUUCUCUUCGAUUGUGGUUCGUCGUUAACUUCUUUUUUUUAUUCGAUUGUCAAUGAUAAGAAGGGUGCAGCCACUUGAAGAGUGAUAAUCUUUUCGACAUCAUUGUGAUGAAAAAAAAUAGAGAGUUUUGAUAAGGUUUUAUCGGCGAUUGUGGGACUGGUCGGAGUUGAAGGAAGAAAAAGGUUUAUGGGUCUCAAGCGUCAGGAACAAGAAGAAGAGAACUGAUCAUGUAUCCCUGAAACGGUUCCAUAAAACAAAAGUUAUAUAUUUUCCCCUAUCUUUUUAGCUCUACUCAGUUUACAAGACUUCACCAAAAGUCAGAAGAACACAGAAAAAGGUCAAAAUCUCGACGCACCGCCACAGCACAAAAACUCAACUUUCAAAAACCAGCUUCAAAAUUUUCUGGCCGCAUGUUGAAUGGCUUUAAGCUUCGACACGCUGCAGAUCGAGCUAGAUUAUCAAAGAAAUUCUCGUGAAGGACAAUUUUUUUUUUUGAAUUUUGAAUGAAUUUUUUUGAAGAAGCACGAUCAAAUUAAUACUAAUUCAAAAGUUUUUCUUAUAAGAUCAAAAAAUUUACCUCAAUUCAAAAGGAAAAGAAACGUUUUCAGAAUCGUUCGUUCUCUCAAACGAGACCAAGGAAAAGCUUCGCAGUGAGAAGCAGAAAUACGUGGAUGCUCUCGGAUCAUAUCUCUUCAGCAAGUGAGUAUAUUCACUAUUCAUUAAAAAAAGUUUUCAUGAAAAAUACAGAAAAAAAACGCAGUCUCCAAAAUAAUGAUACUUUAUCUAACCUUUUUUUCCAUCAAAACCUACUUCUUUCAUUCAGGUAUGGCACUGGAGGACCAAUAAGCCUGGCCAACCACAUCUCCCUUCUCUGCUCGAUUUUGCACUGCGCCGCGGAUCUCCGUACCGAACUCAAUUCCAAGCUUCCCAGCGGGUCACUGACGCGUCAACUCGUUGACAAUAUCCACAACCAACAUGUCUGA
Molecule: messenger RNA, 5413 nt
Organism: Caenorhabditis auriculariae
Lineage: Eukaryota; Metazoa; Nematoda; Chromadorea; Rhabditida; Rhabditidae
Source: the annotation of a GenBank genome assembly